AUGGCCCAUCAUGGCACAGGACACGCUCGGUUCAACAGAGUAAUGCGGAAGAAAUAUCAAUUGGAUUCUGCAUACUUUAGCGAAACUGGGAAGAGUCCAGAAAACUCCGCGACGCCGACAAUCAUACCGCAACAGACGGUUGGAAAUGGGAUGGAGGGUGAGCUAACCCUGGACCUGGUGAUGCAGGCACAGGAUGUGCACGACAGUCAGGGAUUGUCCCUCGAGAAGCGCCAACAAUCAGACACAGCCACGGGGGAUCAGGCUACGGUGUCUGCGACUAUCAUCAACGUGGUCGACAGCAAUUCGCAGACUAGCACCGGCACUUCGGCUACUGCACCGACAACGAUAUCAGAAGAGUCGACCGUUCCCGCGACUACAGGCUCGUCAACAGACACUGACUCAUUGCUCCUGUCGCUUUCUGCCACAGUUUCGGUUGAUCUAUCCCUGACUGCCUCACCUGCGUAUUCUUCUCCGACCGCAGACACACCGGCAGUAACAAGUACGCCUGAACCGUCCUCAUCCGCCCCACCGUCAUCGGCGCCCGCCGCUUCGAAGACGUCCACUCCGCUAUUUGGCUCUACUGCAACUGCGCUUCCUUCUUCGGCACACCCCCAACCAUCAAGCGCAUUGUCCAGCUCUGGUCCAAGUGGCACACAAAACCCUAGCCAAGUGACUGGCUCAAGCUCUGCUUGGGUGUUCGGAUCCGGUUCACAAUCUACGACGACUUCCUCCGUGACUCAGACGAUCUCCGCCACGACAUCCACCUUCUCAUUGGAUUCUACUUCCACCACUUCGCUCUACGGAGCUUGGGGCACGGCCUCGAAUGGAGGGGACGGAGGAUCAGGGGCAACUGCCACCGGACAAGGUGUCUCGCCUUCAUCCUCUUCAGGCAGCUCCAGCUCCGGCUCCAGCUCCGGCUCGGGCUCGGGCUCGGGCUCCCUGAGCAGCCAAACUAAAGGCAAGAUAGCCGGUGGUGUGGUUGGUGGUGUGGCUGCUGCUAUGUUCGUGUUCGUAAUUGUUGUCUGGCUGCUCCGCCGCCGCAAGAAAAACAUCCUGCCCCCAUCUGGGGACGCUCUCCCCGAGCCUGACACGACCGGGACAGCCGAAGGCUCUCUCCCGCGCUCGGCAGAGAUGACCUCGCGGCGGUCUAGCGACGACCCCUUGUUUACUGCGUCAUACUUUGCGCCGGCUUUCAUGAAGCGAUGGCGCCAGUCGCACAUGACGACGCGCACAGACAGUACUUUAAGCUCAGAGCCUAGCGAGCGUGGGUUCCAAAAGAUCUCCGGCCGGAAAAUUCCUUCAGUGCUGCAGUCAGGAGGGGACGGUUACGGCGGUGGAUAUGAACCAGGAUCCCCUACUGCGUCUGAACCGAGCACGCUUUUUUCUCCGAGCUCACCAGUUCAGCCACGGUCACCGCCAACACAACCGCCCGUGGCGACACCGUAUGGCAUGCCGUUGGAUACCAGCUAUACUCGAGAAGCGGCGGAGGUGGGAGGUGUUGUGGUGUUUCGACCAUCGCCAGCCCGUACACCAGUUACCGGGUCCGCCAACGCUAGUCUGUCCAAUGAGCCAACCGGGCCACGGGUCGUUUCGCAAGUCGGAGCGCUCUCCCCGACAAUGCCCAAGCGGCCUGAUGCGCUCGGGCGAAGCCACCCGAGCUUCGAUGGCAGUCGGGGCAGUCGGUUUACGGAGAGUAUAUGA
Messenger RNA from Aspergillus tubingensis, 1701 nucleotides. RefSeq lists its product as uncharacterized. The transcript has a single exon. NCBI's taxonomy places the organism in Eukaryota, Fungi, Ascomycota, Eurotiomycetes, Eurotiales, Aspergillaceae. The coding region runs from base 1 to 1701 and encodes 566 amino acids. The record is from RefSeq and is a predicted model, not a curated record.